AUGCCAGGAUAUCAAAGCCAAGGACCUGUCGAUUGCACCAUCACCGUUGACAGCAGCAAAGUAAAGGGGAAAACUGCAAUCGUGACAGGGGGUGCAAAUGGAAUUGGCGAAGCAUACACGCGCGCCCUAGCCGCCGCAGGAGUAUACAUAACGAUUGGUGAUCUCGACGAAAGCAGCACAGAGAAAUUGACUUCCGAAUUCCCCAAGCAAAUUCACUUUGUCAAAUGCAAUGUGACGAACUGGGACGACCAGACUCGACUGUUUCGCGAAGCAGAGUCGUUCUCGCCAACGCACCAGAUUCAUUAUGUGGUCGCGAACGCGGGUAUCAUCCGCAAGGACGAGGUGUUUGAGUUCGGGGAGCCAACCGAGCCAGAACUGAGUACCAUUGAUGUGAAUAUCAAGGGGACCCUUUACACGGUGAAACUCGCCAUGCACUAUUUCAUCAAGCAAAACGGAAUCGUGCCUGGGCCAGAGCAGCACGAUACCUGCCUCGUGCUUAUUGGCUCGGGUGCUGGGAUUCAUGACUGUCUACGUAUUCCUCAAUAUUCGGCCACAAAAUGGGCAGCCCGAGGUAUCAUGCAUUCACUUAGACGAACCAGCCACUUUUACGGAAGCAGGGUCAACGUCAUUCAUCCAUGGUAUGUCAAGACCAAGAUCCUGUCGGAAGAGGUGUUUGAGGAGGUCAAGGCGAAAGGUGUCGAGUUUGCAACAGUGGAGGAUGCGGGACAGUGUUUACUGCGGAUCUUGAGUGACGAGAGCAUAAAUGGAAGAUCUUUGUUCAUUGCGGCGAGAAAAUGGGCCAGCACGGGGUAUAUGGAUCUCGAUUUGGAGGAUACAGAGGAGAACGAGUUAAGGAAGGAAAUCCAAUUCGAUCAGAUGAGGGGAAAUCCAGUGGAAGAUGGACUCAUUGUGUGA
Molecule: messenger RNA, 915 nt
Organism: Exophiala bonariae
Lineage: Eukaryota; Fungi; Ascomycota; Eurotiomycetes; Chaetothyriales; Herpotrichiellaceae
Exons: 1
Coding region: 1-915 (304 amino acids)
Molecular function (GO): oxidoreductase activity
Source: RefSeq, a predicted model, not a curated record